This is a messenger RNA of Myxocyprinus asiaticus (Chinese sucker), 3160 nucleotides long. Its product is annotated as heat shock 70 kDa protein 14. NCBI's taxonomy places the organism in Eukaryota, Metazoa, Chordata, Actinopteri, Cypriniformes, Catostomidae. Gene Ontology annotation, biological process: protein refolding; cellular response to unfolded protein. The coding region runs from base 27 to 1541 and encodes 504 amino acids. The transcript is spliced from 14 exons. Gene Ontology annotation, molecular function: heat shock protein binding; ATP binding; ATP-dependent protein folding chaperone. The record is from RefSeq and is a predicted model, not a curated record. Gene Ontology annotation, cellular component: cytoplasm; ribosome.
GCAUAUAACUACCGGCUUCCGCUGGCAUGGCUGCCAUCGGGGUGCACUUUGGAUAUACAUGUGCCUGUGUUGCCGUAUUCAAGGACGGGCGAGCAGAUGUGGUGGCCAAUGAUGCAGGGGACAGAGUCACACCAGCUGUGGUGGCAUACCGAGACACUGAACAGAUAGUGGGAAUUGCUGCUAAGCAUGGAAGAAUACGAAAUGCUGCCAAUACUGUUGUCAAAGUGAAGCAGAUCUUGGGCAGAUGCUAUGAUGACCCAGAGGCUCACGCACACAGAGAAGAAAGCAAAUGCAUUGUUGUCAACAAAAGCGACCUGCCCAGGUAUGAAAUUGACACGGGAGAGACAACCAAGUAUGUGUCUCCUGAAGAUGUAGCUAAACUGAUCUUCCAUAAAAUGAAAGAGACAGCCCAGUCAGCCUUAGGUUCAGACGUGAAAGAUGCAGUCAUAACAGUGCCUUUUGAGUUUGGAGAGAUACAGAAGAAUGCACUCAGGCAAGCUGCCGAAGGUGCCGGUUUUAAUGUUCUUAGGCUGAUACACGAGCCCUCUGCUGCUCUUCUAGCCUAUGACAUUGGACAGGACUCACCGUUAGGAAAAAGUCAUGUCCUGGUGUACAAACUCGGAGGUACAUCGCUCAGCGUCACCAUCCUGGAGGUGAACAGUGGAAUGUACCGUGUCCUCGCGACACAGACGGAUCACAGGACGGGAGGAGAGAGUUUCACGCAUGAACUGGCAAAGCACCUUGCAGUAGAGUUCAAAAAGACAUGUAAGCAGGACGUGACUGGUAACCCCAGAGCAAUGCUAAAGCUCAUGAAUAGUGCUGAUGUGGCCAAACACACACUCUCCACCCUGGGCAGUGCCAACUGCUUUGUGGACUCACUCCAUGACGGAAUGGAUUUUGAGUGCAAUGUGUCCAGAGCCCGUUUUGAGCUGAUAUGUUCUGGACUCUUUAAUAAGAGCAUUCAGCCAAUUAAGAGUCUCCUUGAGCAAGUAAACCUCUCCACCUCAGAUGUCAAUAAGGUGGUCUUGUGUGGAGGCUCAGCCCGCAUUCCCAAACUACAGCUGAUGAUUAGGGAUCUGUUCCCAGACGUGGAGCUGUUAAACUCCAUCCCCCCAGACGAGGUGAUUCCAGUGGGUGCUGCCAUGCAAGCUGGCAUCCUGGUAGGAAAAGAGAGCCUGGCACUUGGAGAAGAUUCCAUCACUGUAGACUGCUGUGCCAGUGACAUCACAGUUAAGGAGGUGGAUGACUCCGGAACGGAGGUUUUCACAGUUUUGUUUCCAUCUGGUACACCUCUCCCAGCCCGCCGACAACACACACUACAGGGCCCCGGCAGCUUGUCUUCAGUGCGUCUGGAGCUGUACCAGGCACAGCAAGCAAUUGCACAGAUUGUACUUAGAGACCUGGAACCUAAAGAUGAGAUGCAUGACAUUGUUAUGGUACUAACAAUGAAGAGGGACGGCUCACUGCAUGUUACAUGCACAGAACAGGGCAGCAGCAGAUCUGAGGCUAUUACCAUAGAAACAGCUGCGGCAGCAUCUUAACCUUAAAUCACGUUGAUGUGGAAAUUCCGUACUGUAACCUAAACACCUGCACAUUAUGAUGUUUGAGGGUUUCCAAUGUUGUUUAUGCUAGAUCUCUAUAGAUGGAUUCAAGCAAAACAAGUUAUCCCACUAUAUGAUGAUAAAUUCCUGUUUCGGUUUGAAUUAAUAUCCAGUUUUAAUUGUAAACUCUCUUUUGCAUUUGUUUUUAUCAGCCGUCAUCUUGUUCUGUUUCCUGAAGUAAGGUUAAAGGGAUAGAAUUGUCAUUUUUGGGUGAACUAUCAUAAUUUACUCACCCUAAUGUCCCAAAUGUGUAUGAGUUUCUUCUGCUGAUCGCAAAUUAAGAUUUUUAGAAGAAUAUUUCAGCUCUGUUGGUACAUACAAUACAAGUGAAUGGUGACCAAAACUCUGAAGCUCCAAAAGCAAAUUAAGGCAGCAUAAAAGUAAUGGUAAAAAGACUACAGUAAACCUGCUGGUCAAAGACAAAAGACUUGUACACUGGCAUUAAAGGGAUAGUUCACCCAAAAAAGUAAAAUCCAAGAUGUGCAUGACUGACUUUCUUCUGCUGAAUACAAAUGAAGAUUUUUAGAAGAAUAUCUCAUACAAUGCAAGUGAAUGGGUACCAAAAUGUUAAAGCUCCAAAAUGACAAAGGUAGCCUAAAAGAGUCCAGUGGGUGUUACUUUUUUAGUAUCAAUCUCCACUUUCACAUUCUUUUACUUUUGUUUUUGGCUAUUUGCUGCUUCAUACAUAUCACCACCUACUGGACAGGGAGGAGAAUUUAGAGUAAAAAUGGACUUGAAUAUUGAUCUGUUUCUCACCCACACCUAUCAUAUCACUUCUGAAGAUAUGGAUUAAACCACUGGAGUCUUGUGGAUUACUUUUAUGCUACCUUUGUGAUUUUGGUACCCAUUCACUUGCAUUGUAUGGACCAAGAGAGCUGAGAUAUACUUCUAAAAAUCUUAAUUUGUGUUCAGCACAAAUGAAGAAGGCAUGAGGGUGAGUAUAUGAGAGAAUUUACUUUUUUGGGUGAACUAUCCCUUUAAUGCCAAUGUACAAGCCUUGUCUAUGACCAGCAGGUUUACUGUAGUCUUAAGUUCUUAUCAUGUGCCUUAACGCACCUGCUUCACAUGAUUAUUUUAAUCAGUUAAUGGGACUCGAAUGUGAUGGGCAAAAUAAUUGAAGGAUUUACGAUCGUUCACCAACAAAUGUUUUUGAAUGUUUUGGAGAGUACAGGUAGAUGUCUACAGUAUGUGUGGCUUACUGAUACUAUCUCAUGUUUUGUGUAGUCUAAUUGUACAGUCAGUCAGCAGGUGCAAAUUUACUAUGUUUGAAGCUGUUCACCGUUUUUGUCAUCUGAAACUAGUAACGCAAUAUAGAUAACAGAACACACAAUGAACCCAGAGUUUAUUUUCACGUCUUCGUCAAACGUGUAAUUACAUGUUGAAAGCUUUGAAUUUUAUGAAAGCUUACUUUUCUCACAAGACUUUAACUACGUUAUGCAGUGGCAUCCACUGUUGCAGACAGUUGUGUUUUUUUUUUUGUUUUUUGGAAUCAGUUACACGUAUUUUGUUUAAAAUUAAAUAUUUUCCUUUCAUCAACAACAGCCGUACAUUAAUUCAUU